Anthonomus grandis grandis is the source of this 2653-nucleotide messenger RNA. RefSeq lists its product as uncharacterized. The coding region runs from base 141 to 2498 and encodes 785 amino acids. Lineage: Eukaryota; Metazoa; Arthropoda; Insecta; Coleoptera; Curculionidae. The record is from RefSeq and is a predicted model, not a curated record. The transcript has 12 exons.
UCUUAUCAAGGUAGAUGACUAAUAAUAACUCAGGUGUACCUGUUCUUUUUUCAUUCACACCCAGUUUCAAAUCGUAUUAGAAAAUAGUUUUUUUUUUUAAAUUAAUAUUAAAAUUAAAUAGUUAAGUGCAUGUGCUCACUAUGGACAAAAAGUUUCUUUUUAUCAUAUGGAUGACCUGUUGGUUGUCAAUUGUGUCAUGCCAAAGCAACAGAGCUGCUAAUAUCGCUGCUAACCUUAUGAUGUGCUACAACGUUAGCGCCAUACCAGGGAUCACCAUACCUAACCAAAGACCACCCGUGUAUUUAAAUCUGUUGAUAGAAUAUAUUAGGAAAAUUGAAGAUGCAAACCCUACCAUGAAUGCCCGACAACUCUCUUAUCAUAUAUUGCAAAGCUUAAGACAAGAUGGAAUUGCACAAGCCGAAAGAGUAAGUGACAUAUCCUUCAUUGGAUUACCAUAUUCAGCGAGCAGACCUGAAAGGUACAAAUUCUGGGCCCUAUUAAAAAACCUAAUCCCAGACGCAGAAGCCACUUUAAGUAUGGGAGAUCUCUCCAAUAUAGAAACUUGUGCUUUGCAUUAUAUGAUAUCGAAUACGAUCGAUAACACCAGAAGGGACAACGAGACUACUGAUUGCUCAAGAUCUGCAAGAUAUACCUCAAGGAUAACUUUGGCAGACAGACGUCGCCGCAGAGAUGUGGGGGUAAGGGAAGAUGUUGAAGACAUGGAGUUGAUUAGUCCAAUUUACUCCUCCCGAUUGCAAGCUAGUUCCUUAAACGUUAGUCAAUGCCCUAUUGAGCUGGGGGUGAUGUAUUCAGAAUUUGGAACGGUCAAAGUAGGUAAUGUUCUUGCUGGGAUUGCUGCUGGAUUGAAUCAACAAACUUUACUAAAUGGACUGGUUGAUAACAGAUAUGCGGCCACAAUAGUGGGUGAGUUAUGUGAAGCAGCAUUAUACCAAGCCAGGACCAACAUAUCGUUAGGUGCUGCUGGUGGAUGGAACAGCACAAUCAGCCCAAAGUACUUCUUCUUGGAGAACAAUAACAACCUUCAAGCAACUGAUGCGGAACUAAGAGGUGCUCUGGAUGGAUUAGCGAUCGCUUUGAUGAUGUCCAACUUGACUUCCACCUUUACCAACUUAAAAAUCUCGCAAAUAUUUGACAUGUACUACUCGGUUUAUGAAAAAGGGAUUUUCGAUGAAUCACUUAAAGCUUGCAACAGGAGUGAUUACUAUUCACAAGUGACUACUACAGAAGACAUUAGGCAACAGCUGCAUAAUUUUAUGCCUAUUUUGAAUGAAGCAGCACUUUCACAAGGGACCAUACCGGAUUCUGAGCUUGAAAUAUUAUCUAAUGCUUCUAUGAAUGCUUUUACGUCAUAUUUACCUCGUAUGAUAUCAACUGACUUAACUUGCACCGGAGUAUCAUCGAUUGCGCGUGUAGCUGCUGACUUACAAAUUUUUAUUGACUCAAGUUGGCAAUACAGCACGGUGCAAGCUGUUCUAUCUUAUGUCUUAAACAACAUUGACGUGAACAAAUUUCAAACGAGAUAUACCGUAUAUGGUGGAACCAGUGUAAGAAACUUAACUUCAAAUGGUACUCGGUAUUUAUCGGAUUUUUUUGUUAACUACAAUGAGAGUACCCAUGCAAAUGAAGUAACUGGGUUUGACUACGUUAAAGUGUUCGAGACCGUGGAAAAUUAUGGAUAUUCAAAAUUGAACAAUAACAGCUACUCCGGAGGAGAAUCCACCAUCGUUUUACUGGUCACCAAAACCGGAUUAACUGAAGAACAAAAAACCUUCUUAACCCAAAGAAAAAGUGUUUUUAAUCAAUUCUUACCAGAUGUAAGUUUCAUCGUACUUGGAACUGGUGCUGCAAGCGACUAUGAAACAAUAGUCUCCAACACCAACAGGGACGUAAUCAUUUUACAAGAAACUGAUAACGAAGAAACUCUUAAGAACACUGCAGCAGAUGUUGUAAAUGUUAUAAAAGAAAUACCCCGAGCGGUAAUAAAUCCCACUUGUACUGCUACGUACACAGGCUCGGCAAGCACGUUUUCACUCACUGAUUACGUGGAGAAAUCGAAAGGGAAAAACUACUAUCGCAUUUCACCUAAUUACUUUUAUAACGGAGGAGAUAGCAGGAAAUUGACGAUAAAAGAAGAGGGAUAUGGAUCAAUCAUCGUUUGCACGUCCAGGGAAAACAGUAGGCAGACGAUAGACAAUUCAACUAGCAAUUGCACGACACUCAGCAGCGCCGGAUUUUCUGUGGAUAUUUCCAACUAUUGCUCAGGAAGCUCUGCUUCUACAUGUUCUCCCAUUUAUAUUGCAGUUUUUGGUCGAAAUUCAGGAGUCAGGUGUACCGAUAACUUAUGUCGUUUUCCCGACGAUAUUAAAUAUUCAAUCACCAUGGAGAACGUAGGAUGCGCGGAAAGUGGGUCGCAAACACUCCAAAUGCCCCUAACUCUAGUUAUUUCUGUUAUGUUUUUUAUUGUUUUUAAGUCGUAAUUAGCUGUAGUGCACCCCAGUGUGUAUAUGUAAUCGAAAUUUUUAUACAUGUACAAUAUAUAUAUAUAUAAGUCUAAUUCACCAUUUUUUUUAUGUUUUAGUUUUAAGGCCCAACAGUAUUUCGUCAAUCAAAUAAAACAGUUUUACAAAUGUUA